CACGCAGUCUGCUGCCGUCCACUGGUUCGGCAACAACAUGAAGUUUCGAAGAGUGGUUGACUUGCAUUGCAGACAUGGGAAGAGCGCUGCACUACCUGGAAUCAUCAUCAAGUUCACAAGAGCUUGUUGGGCAGGAGUAUUCCCAUGUUGACAAGCGAGAGAAUACCCAGGUAGUGAUGGUGCUGCAGUGGCCAACGACCGCGCGCCGCGACUGGCUUGACCAGGAAAGGCGUAUCACGUGAUAUACGGAGGACCAGUCGUGCAGUUAUGAUAUGUGCACUUUCGCCGUUGUGAUCCGUCCAAGGUCCGCCCCUGAAAGCUCCGCGUUUCUGACUGGCCCGGACCGCAAACUUUACUUCGGCCCCGAGCCUUGUAUUCAAAGCUCAUCCAUCACGGCUUCACCAACGCUCAACAACUGUCAAGCAAUCUCCAACAACGUCCGAAACCCCUGACGAUACGAUGUUUCUGGUCUCCACGAUGGAGUUCAUCUGCGCUGUACUUCGCGUCCGAGGAUUCCAAUUCCUCUCCUUCUGUCGGGGGAAUGCCUGCGUGAAAAUGACGUUUCUUACAAAGGUAGGAGUCGGGAGAAAGCUCUCAGCGCAUUGAAAAGCCUGCGCUGCCCUCCCUUGUUGCACCGGUGAGUGUUUGACGAAUUGUAAACUUGCUAUCUCUACCAAAGCGCUCUAUCUCUCUUCGAACCAACCCAAACCAAAAGAUCAUUUUCCUCCCUCCUCCAAUACCCACAUCAACAUGACAGCGGACCGUGACCUACCGGUCGACGACAGCAACACAGUCACUCGUGAAGACAGGGCCCGUUGUACCAUGCAAGAACAGCAUGAUUCCGACAAAGAGGAAUAUCCUCCAGCGGCUACGGUGUGGAUCACCAUGAUGGCAAUGAUGUUGUCCUCGUUUCUCGUUGCAUUGGACCGAACCAUCAUUGCAACAGCCAUACCGGUCAUCACGAACCACUUCAACUCCCUCGGGGAUGUAGGGUGGUACGCGUCAUCGUACCUCCUAACGUCCUCUGCGUUCCAGCUACUCAUGGGUCGGGUCUACACGUUCUACAAUCCGAAAUGGGUGUACAUAAGCUGCAUAGCGUUAUUUGAACUCGGCAGCCUGGUAUGUGGCAUUGCGCCCAACUCAACGACACUGAUUGUCGGACGGGCCAUUGCAGGCAUUGGCAGCGCGGGCAUCUUCUCUGGGGCGAUCACGCUCGUUGUGUUCUUGGUGCCACUGGAUAAACGACCAGCAUGGACGGGUUCCAUCGGCGCGGUGUUCGCAAUUGCGUCGGUCGCCGGCCCCUUGCUGGGCGGCGUCUUCACCGCCAAACUCAGCUGGCGAUGGUGUUUCUACAUCAACCUCCCCGUUGGGGCGGUGACCAUGGCCGUGCUUUUCUUCGUCCUCCGCCUCCCUGUCCAUGGCCGCCAAAGGGCGAAAGUGCCAGUGAAGCAACAAUUCAACCAGCUCGACCCCGUGGGCACGGCCAUCUUCAUGCCGGCCAUUAUCUGCCUCCUGCUAGCCCUUCAGUGGGGCGGUACCGAAUACAGCUGGUCCAACGCCCGGAUUAUUGCUUUAUUUGUGCUCUCGGGCGUGCUGUUGACUGGAUUUGCGGCCGUCCAAAUCUGGCGGCAGGAGUUGGCCACGAUCCCGCCACGAAUCCUGAAGAACCGCUCCAUCGCCGCUGGCGUGGCAUACGCCUUCUUGUCCGGCGCGGGCAUGAUGACGCUCGUCUACUUCCUGCCCAUCUGGUUCCAGGCCAUCAAGGGCGCGUCGCCGGUCCAUUCAGGGGUCAAGAAACUGCCAGCGGUUUUGGGCAUCACGGUCGCCGGCAUGAUUGCUGGCUUCGGCACGCGUAUCUUGGGAUACUACACUUUCUGGAUGUAUCUUUCAUCAGUGCUGACGCCUAUCGGCGCCGGCCUCAUCUCGACCUUCACCACGGACACGGGCCACGCCAAAUGGAUCGGCUACCAGGUCUUGUGGGGCAUGGGGUUAGGUGUGGGCAUGCAGCAGCCCAGCGUGGCUGCGCAGACCGUGCUCGCCCGCAAGGACGUGCCCACGGGUGCGGCCAUGAUGUUCUUCGCCCAGUCUCUCGGGGGCUCCAUCUUCGCCAGCGUUGCCAACAACGUCUUCGACAAUAAGCUGGCCGACGCUCUCAAGGCCGUCCCGGGCAUCGACGCGGACCUCGUCCAGAAUGUCGGCGCCACUGACCUGCGCGAUGCCGUGCCCGAACAGUUCCUCCAUGGCGUCUUGGUCGCCUACAACGCGGCCCUGCAAAAUGCCUUCUACGUUGGUGUCGCCGUCAGCGCUGCUACCAUCUUUGCCAGUCUGACUAUGGAAUGGAAGAAUCUGAAGGUCGUGGCGGCCGAGCGAGAGGCUGCCGCCAAAUCUGCCUCUCUGUCCGCAGACAAGGCCGGUUCUUCUGCUUCUGCGAGCGACUCACUACCACAGAAGCGCGCAGCUGACGAGAAGGACCUUGAGACUGUUUGAUCCUGGUAUAUAGACGGCGAUCUGUUCUUCUCCCAUUUCAUUUCACCUUUCGUGUUAGAUGCUUCGCCUUGAACUUCUUUGAGACAUGAUUGAGAGAUCACGCGUCUACAGUAUUUUUCGGUAGGAGCGGCGAAAAGGAACGUUUUGAAGAAUUUACAAAUGACUGGACUAGUGAUCUAUGUCAUAGAAUUAGAAUAAAUAUAAUAUUACCACCGCAGCCCGAGGAUUCUGAG
Messenger RNA from Exophiala dermatitidis NIH/UT8656, 2720 nucleotides. Its product is annotated as DNA repair protein RAD50. Lineage: Eukaryota; Fungi; Ascomycota; Eurotiomycetes; Chaetothyriales; Herpotrichiellaceae. The record is from RefSeq and is a predicted model, not a curated record. The transcript is spliced from 2 exons. Gene Ontology annotation, molecular function: transmembrane transporter activity. The coding region runs from base 751 to 2487 and encodes 578 amino acids. Gene Ontology annotation, biological process: transmembrane transport.